GGAAAUUCUGUUGUUUACACAUGUGUCUGUAACACUGAGAAGCAAGAGGAGCCUAGCAAACCCAGAGGGAGUGAAAUUAGAUUAUGAAUGAAAACAUGAAUUUAGGCUCCGUUCAGAAACUAAUGGAAGAGACGCAGGGUUUUGGUACCCAACCAAGACAAUCUUAUAAGUUAGCUGGAGGCUGCCAGCCAGGUGGCCAUCUGUGUAAUUCAAAUCUGCCAUCUCAAAGUUUCUACCCAUGUUCAUCUCAUUAUCCAUAUAUGUCUACGAAUUACAGCAGCGAUUGGGAAAUUUUGGAAGCAGUAAGAAUUCGGGAAUUGGAAGAAGUCAAAGCCAGAGCUGCCCAAAUGGAGAAGACCAUGCGCUGGUGGUCAGAUUGUACUGCUAACUGGAGGGAGAAAUGGAGCAAAGUUAGAGCAGAAAGAAAUAAAGCCCGAGAGGAAGCAAGACAACUGAGAAUAAAAUUAGACAGUGUUGUAAAAGAACUGAGCAUGCUUAAAAAAAUAAAUCAAGAUUUAGUAAGUGAGAAGGAAAACUUAGAAAGUGUAACUGCUUGGAAAACAGAAUUCACUUGCUCAGAAGUAUCUUGUAUUAAAAAAGACCUAAGCCCAUUAACAUUUCUGGAAGGACAACCUGUGAAACAACUGAGAAAAACAAACAAGAUUCCUGAGGCAGAAGACACAAUGAAGGAUAUAGAAGUAAUCAAAGACCAAAGCAAUCACAAUAAAAAAAUAAUUCCAAAGUUUCCUGAUUCCUUUCCCAAUGGAGUUCCCAGUGUCUAUUUGGAGGAACCUAAAAAAAGUUUGGACAAUACAGCUAAGACAACAGAGAAUGAUUUAAUACAUGUUUCCAUGUCACAUUUGCAUUUGGCUGAGAUGCAGAAAAUCUUACAGAAGGAAAGACAAAUGAACAUGUUUCUGGAAAAAGAAAUGGAAAAGAUAGAAAAUGAAUUAUUUGUUUGGAAAUGGAAAUAUGAAGAACUGAGACAAACCAAGCUGGGAAGCCUGAAACAGCAGGAACGAGUGCAGUUUGAGAAUGCCUCUGAAUGGGGAAAGAGAGAGAUACUUGAAGCAGAAAAGCAAACUUUGGAAGGAGAGAACAGAAGAUUGGAGUUGCAGGUAAAAGAAAUUCAGGGACUUCUGGAGACGAAAAACAAAGCAACACUAACUAAAUCGAGCUGUGAUCACCAAAAUGCACAAAGUAAGCUGCUGGUUAAAAAUAAGAGUAAAAAGACAGAAGAAGAACUCAGGAUUUGGGACCAGACAAAGUUCCUGGUAUGUUGCUGGAGAUUCUACCAAGACAAUGAGUGAAGAUGCGGGAGAUGAGCAAACAGCCCUGCAGCAACAAGGCUAACAGUAAAAAGGAGGGACAAAGAACUUACACUCUUCAUAAAGACUUACAGGAAAAUUUGAAGAAAUGCAUGCCAGACAUAUAUGGGAACACUGUGUGCAUUGUUUCUAUGUAUUCCAGAUUUUUUAACAAGAACCAAGGAAAAUACGCUCAUGUCAGCGUGUACAAACUUAGAAUUUUUGUUGGCAAUUGUCUAUCUUCCUUUUCCAAUUGUCUUAAUUGCUCUCAUCUAAAGCAAAGAGUGGACUUUUAUUAACAUUUUCCAGAGUUUCUCUUUGGGAAAAAAUACUUUAGAAUGCACAUGACAUAUGAGAGAGAUUCACAUUUAGUCCUGGGAAGAGUGUGUCUGAAAUGGAAGUCAGUGGUUUGUUUCUUUACUUUGCUU
Chroicocephalus ridibundus (black-headed gull) is the source of this 1735-nucleotide messenger RNA. RefSeq names its product coiled-coil domain containing 102B (gene CCDC102B). The transcript is spliced from 6 exons. The record is from RefSeq and is a predicted model, not a curated record. The coding region runs from base 84 to 1310 and encodes 408 amino acids. Lineage: Eukaryota; Metazoa; Chordata; Aves; Charadriiformes; Laridae.